This is a messenger RNA of Procambarus clarkii (red swamp crayfish), 944 nucleotides long. NCBI's taxonomy places the organism in Eukaryota, Metazoa, Arthropoda, Malacostraca, Decapoda, Cambaridae. The record is from RefSeq and is a predicted model, not a curated record.
AGUGGCUCACCUUCAACCAUGAGAAGAGUGGCUCACCUCUCAACCAUGAGAAGAGUGGCUCACCUCUCAACCAUGAGAAGAGUGGCUCACCUCUCAACCAUGAGAAGAGUGGCUCACCUCUCAACCAUGAGAAGAGUGGCUCACCUCUCAACCAUGAGAAGAGUGGCUCACCUCUCAACCAUGAGAAGAGUGGCUCACCUCUCAACCAUGAGAAGAGUGGCUCACCUCUCAACCAUGAGAAGAGUGGCUCACCUCUCAACCAUGAGAAGAGUGGCUCACCUCUCAACCAUGAGAAGAGUGUGGCUCCACCUCUCACCCAUGAGAAGAGUGUGGCUCCACCUCUCACCCAUGAGAAGAGUGUGGCUCCACCUCUCACCCAUGAGAAGAGUGUGGCUCCACCUCUCACCCAUGAGAAGAGUGUGGCUCCACCUCUCACCCAUGAGAAGAGUGUGGCUCCACCUCUCACCCAUGAGAAGAGUGUGGCUCCACCUCUCACCCAUGAGAAGAGUGUGGCUCCACCUCUCACCCAUGAGAAGAGUGUGGCUCCACCUCUCACCCAUGAGAAGAGUGUGGCUCCACCUCUCACCCAUGAGAAGAGUGUGGCUCCACCUCUCACCCAUGAGAAGAGUGUGGCUCCACCUCUCACCCAUGAGAAGAGUGUGGCUCCACCUCUCACCCAUGAGAAGAGUGUGGCUCCACCUCUCACCCAUGAGAAGAGUGUGGCUCCACCUCUCACCCAUGAGAAGAGUGUGGCUCCACCUCUCACCCAUGAGAAGAGUGUGGCUCCACCUCUCACCCAUGAGAAGAGUGUGGCUCCACCUCUCACCCAUGAGAAGAGUGUGGCUCCACCUCUCACCCAUGAGAAGAGUGUGGCUCCACCUCUCACCCAUGAGAAGAGAGUGGCUCCACCUCUCACCCAUGAGUGGCUCCAACUCUCCCCAUGA